UUUUCAUUCACAAGUGUUUCUGCAUUCUCAGUUCUUAAAGUACUUUUAACAUACUGUUUCAUUUGAUCCCCACCCAAUCCAGAAUGCCCCUAGUGUAUUGUGUAAAGAUAAAUUUAGCACAGUAUGCCAUAGAAAAGGUUUGUGUUCUUGGGAUUUAAUUUGUAUUAUUAAUGUAGACAUUCCUUAUGUGUUUAUGUUACAAACUCUGCCUGCAUCCACAAAAGGAUUUGGGGUAGAUUUAGAAGGGAUACAUCUACAAUAGGACAGCUGAAAAUGAAGAGUACAUUUCUGUUCUUUGUAAAUUAUCCAGUUCAAUAUUCUGUUACAGCAGCGCAAAACAGACUUAAGACAACGUCUAAGUUUUGAUUUCCUCAUUUAUAAAAUGGUAAUAAUAAGAAUCAAGGGCAGCGACACACUCAUGAGAAGCAGCCUAGAAGAGAUAAGAAAUCCCCAAGGCAGGAGUCAUGUCAGCCAAACCCAAGCUCUAUUACUUCCAUGGCAGGGGCAGGAUGGAGUCUAUCCGCUGGCUGCUGGCUGCAGCUGGAGUGGAGUUUUAAGAAGAAUUUUUUGAAACAAGAGAACAAUAUGAAAAGUUGCAGAAAGAUGGACGCCUGCUUUUCGGCCAAGUACCUUUGGUUGCAAUUGAUGGAAUGCCACUGACGCAGACUAGAGCCAUCCUUAGCUACCUCGCCGCUAAGUAUGACCUCUACAGGAAGGACCUGAAGGAGAGAGUCAGGAUCGACAUGUACACCGAUGGCACCCUGGAUCUGAUGAUGAUGAUAGCAGUGGCUCCCUUCAAAUCCCCUAAAGAAAAAGAGGAGGCCUUGGCUUUAGUGGUGAAGAAAGCUAAAACCUGCUACUUGCCCGUCUUUGAAAAGAUUUUGAAAGACCAAGGAGAAGAUUUUCUCGUUGGCAACAAAUUCAGUUGGGCAGAUAUACAAUUGCUGGAAGCUGUUUUAAUGGUGGAAGAAUUGGAUGCUUCUGUUCUUUCUGACUUCCCUUUGCUAACGGCAUUUAAAACAGGUAUCAGCAACAUCCCUACAAUUAAGAAGUUCCUGCAGCCUGGGAGUCAAAGGAAGCCGCCACUGGACAGCCACUAUGUUGAAGUAGUCAGGAACAUUCUGCAGUUCUAACGGCAGCAGGUCUCGUGAUGGCAGGAGUGACAAUCUAAUCACAGCACUAGCACACGCCACCCAUAGUGAAUAACAGGCAAACUGUAGGUUCUAGGGGCUAAGAGUCUGAAAAGAACAAGCCAU
Nycticebus coucang (slow loris) is the source of this 1256-nucleotide messenger RNA. Its product is annotated as glutathione S-transferase A4-like. Bases 651 to 1133 code for a protein of 160 amino acids. Lineage: Eukaryota; Metazoa; Chordata; Mammalia; Primates; Lorisidae. The record is from RefSeq and is a predicted model, not a curated record. Gene Ontology annotation, biological process: glutathione metabolic process; xenobiotic metabolic process. The transcript has a single exon. Gene Ontology annotation, molecular function: glutathione transferase activity.